UUUCCGGCCGGUGGUGCUGCCCGGGCUGCCAGGAGACGUGUAACGGACGGUGGGCCGCAGCCAUGGCCGAGAGGAAACCUAACGGGGGCGGCGGUGCCGCCAACACCUCCUCAUCGGGCACUAACUUACUCUUUUCCUCCUCGGCCACGGAAUUCAGCUUCAACGUGCCCUUCAUCCCAGUCACCCAAGCCGCCGCUGCCUCGGCCUCCUUGCUCCUGGCCGGAGAGGAUUCCACAGAUGUCGGUGAGGAGGACAGCUUUCUCGGUCAGACUUCUGCUCACACAUCUACCCCACAGACAUUUAGUUACUUCUCUCAGGUAUCAAGCAGUAGUGAUCCUUUUGGGAAUAUUGGACAGUCACCAUUAACAACUGUGGUAGCGUCAGCUGGACACUCAGCAUUCUCCAAGUCCCCGGCUGACCUCCCUUUUACAACUGGAUCCCAAGAUGUGUUGAAUGCAUGUUCACCACCCAUUUCGAAGACUCAGUAUGGUGCUCCGCCUUCUUCACAGAUGGGAAUGAAUACUUACCUGCCUUCUCACCCGAGUAGUCUCCCUCCUUCCAACUUUGGGAGCCCACCACAGGGAACACCACAACAAGGCCACAAUCCAUAUCGUCAUACCCCUGUGAGCAGCAGGGCCAAUCCUUACAUUGCACCACCACAGCUGCAACAGUGCCAAACACCAGGCCAUCCCGCCCAUGCUCCCCACCCUGGGCCCCCUGUUCAGUUGUACCAGAUGCCUGGAGGAUCUUUGCCACCGAUUCCUCCUUCAGUGCCAUCAGGGUUGACCCCUCCAAUGCAACAGCAGGCCCUUGCUAGACCUGCAGGUCCCUCUGUGCAAGUGCCACCUCCUUUUCUACUUCAAAACCAAUACGAACCUGUUCAGCCCCACUGGUUUUACUGCAAGGAGGUAGAAUACAAACAACUAUGGAUGCCUUUCAGUAUGUUUGACUCUUUGAAUCUUGAAGAAAUCUAUAAUUCAGUCCAGCCAGACCCUGAGAGCGUGGUUCUAGGCACGGAUGGAGGGCGCUAUGACGUGUAUCUCUAUGACCGAGUGAGGAAGGCUGUGUACUGGGAGGAGGAGCCCACUGAAGUGAGACGCUGUACUUGGUUUUAUAAAGGGGACACAGACAGCAGAUUUUUUCCCUAUACCGAGGAGUUCAGUGAAAAACUAGAGGCUGAAUAUAAAAAAGCAGUAACCACGAAUCAGUGGCACCGUAGGUUAGAGUUCCCGAGUGGAGAGACAAUCGUUAUGCACAAUCCAAAGGUUAUUGUUCAGUUCCAGCCUUCGUCAGUGCCAGAUGAAUGGGGAACCACACAAGAUGGACAGACAAGGCCCAGGGUUGUAAAGCGUGGAAUUGAUGAUAACCUUGAUGAGAUACCUGACGGGGAAAUGCCUCGGGUUGAUCAUUUGGUGUUCAUGGUACAUGGUAUUGGACCAGUGUGUGACUUGCGCUUUAGAAGCAUUAUUGAAUGUGUGGAUGAUUUUAGGGUGGUUUCCCUGAAAUUGCUGCAGACACAUUUCAAGAAAUCUUUAGACGACCGGAAAGUAAGCAGAGUGGAAUUCCUUCCGGUUCACUGGCAUAGUUCCUUGGGUGGGGAUGCCACAGGCGUUGACAGGAAUAUUAAGAAAAUCACUUUACCAAGUAUUGGUCGGUUUCGUCAUUUUACCAAUGAGACCUUGCUAGAUAUUUUAUUUUACAAUAGCCCCACCUACUGUCAGACAAUCGUGGAAAAAGUGGGAAUGGAGAUAAACCGUCUUCAUGCACUUUUUAUGAGUCGGAAUCCAGACUUCAAAGGAGGAGUCUCUGUUGCUGGUCACAGUUUAGGUUCUUUAAUAUUGUUUGACAUCCUGUCUAAUCAAAAGGAUUUGAAUUUGUCAAAGUCUCCUGGGGCUUUUCCUGUUGCUAAUGGAGUUGUGAAGCAGCCACGUUUUCAGGAAAAGCAGAUGCCUGAUGAGCCAAAGUUGACUUUGGAUGAGUCUUGUGACCUUGACAUUGAAAAUGAAGAAGUCCUAAGUUUGCAGGAAACUCUGGAAGCACUUAGCCUCUCUGAAUAUGUUAGCACUUUUGAAAAGGAAAAGAUUGAUAUGGAAUCUCUGCUUAUGUGUACGGUUGAUGACCUGAAGGAAAUGGGCAUACCCCUUGGACCCAGAAAGAAGAUCGCUAACUUUGUAAAACAGAAAGCAUUUAAACUGGAACAGAAAAAAGCAGCAUUAGGAAAGAAGGCAGUGAUGGCCGCUUCGACAAAGGGACAAGAGGAAAGUGCUCAGAAAGCUAAAGAAAUGGCUUCCCUCCCCUCAGAAUCUCACGAGUCUAAGAGGAAACUUCCAGUUGGUGCUUAUGUGUCUUCUGUGCAUGUUGAUUAUGAGUCUUUUGAAGUUGGCACUGGACAGGUUUCUGUUGUUUACAACUCAUUAGACUUUGAGCCAGAGAUUUUCUUUGCCUUGGGAUCUCCAAUUGGUAUGUUUCUCACUAUUCGAGGAGUGGAUAGGAUAGAUGAGAACUACAGGCUUCCUACGUGUAAAGGAUUCUUCAAUAUUUAUCAUCCACUUGAUCCAGUGGCGUAUAGAUUAGAGCCUAUGAUUGUUCCAGAUUCGGACCUGAAAGCGGUUCUCAUUCCACAUCACAAAGGCAGAAAAAGACUUCAUUUAGAGUUGAAAGACAGUCUCUCUCGUAUGGGAUCUGAUUUGAAGCAGGGUUUUAUUAGCUCCCUGAAAAGUGCUUGGCAGACAUUAAACGAGUUUGCCCGCGCUCACACCUCUUCAACUCAGCUACAAGAAGAACUGGAAAAAGUGGCCAAUCAAAUCAAAGAAGAAGAAGAAAAACAAGUAGUUGAAGCAGAAAAGAUUGUUGAAAGUCCAGAUUUUUCCAAGGAUGAGGACUACUUAGGAAAGGUUGGAAUGCUAAACGGAGGCCGCCGAAUUGACUACGUUCUUCAAGAAAAGCCAAUAGAGAGUUUUAAUGAAUAUCUUUUCGCUCUUCAGAGUCAUUUAUGCUACUGGGAAUCUGAAGAUACUGCCCUGUUGUUACUUAAAGAAAUUUAUCGAACAAUGAACAUUAGUCCAGAACAGCCCCAGCAUUGAUUGGACUUCAGUGUCACUGUAAAGUUGGAGUAGAAAUUACAUUGCUGAGAAAACUCUCAGAGGACAUUCCCAUUUUGCUCCUGUGAUGGAUGACAGAAAAGUGGUUCAUCAACAUUGGCUCAGAAAGAAUUCUCACAAGUAGGAAGUCAUUUAAAAGAAAACCUACAGAACAAAAAGCCAAUGAAGAAAAUCAGUACCACCUUUGGACAGUAUAGAUAAGAAAAUGUAAUUUUAAAAAUGAUGCAGUUAAAAAUUCCUCAGAUCAGGUUAGUUGUACAGCUGUCAAAGUAAUGCGUGAUAUCAAUGAAGAAAUAUUUGUGGCAUGCAGACGGUUAUUUCUGUUUCUUAAAGACCUAUUGUCAAUGGGCUAUUAAACUUGAUUUUUUUUUUUAUUAAUGUAGUAUGUUCUUUUAUUCAAGUAUGGACUUCUUGAGAAACCAUAGUUAUAUGAUUUUCCAAAAAUUUAUGUUCUACUUUAAAUGUGAGUUGUAGUUCCCAGCUGCUUUACUGAGGGGUCAUUUGUGUCUAAGAGGAAGUAGCCAAAAUUGCUGAUAUUCCAGGUUGAAUCUGAGGUCUUAUGAAGCCUUUCAAGCGCUCGGUGAGCCUGUAGUUGUGGAAGUGAGAUGCUCCUGCAGCACAGAAGUCCUGGGAGGUGCUCUCCCGGGACAUCCAUGUCCGCUAGUGGGGUCGUUGGGGGGCAAACGGGAGGCUUUCCAUUUUGUCAUCUGAGUUAGCUGUGCAGUUGCCUCGUUGCUAAACUUUCAAUUAAUGUGAGAACCAAAGUAGAGUUUCUUGGUUUU
This is a messenger RNA of Neomonachus schauinslandi (Hawaiian monk seal), 3883 nucleotides long. It is a transcript of the gene SEC23IP, whose product is annotated as SEC23 interacting protein. The transcript has 19 exons. Bases 63 to 3083 code for a protein of 1006 amino acids. Gene Ontology annotation, molecular function: protein binding; metal ion binding. Gene Ontology annotation, cellular component: COPII-coated ER to Golgi transport vesicle. Lineage: Eukaryota; Metazoa; Chordata; Mammalia; Carnivora; Phocidae. Gene Ontology annotation, biological process: endoplasmic reticulum to Golgi vesicle-mediated transport. The record is from RefSeq and is a predicted model, not a curated record.